This is a messenger RNA of Tetranychus urticae (two-spotted spider mite), 459 nucleotides long. Its product is annotated as deoxyuridine 5'-triphosphate nucleotidohydrolase-like. The record is from RefSeq and is a predicted model, not a curated record. Lineage: Eukaryota; Metazoa; Arthropoda; Arachnida; Trombidiformes; Tetranychidae. Gene Ontology annotation, molecular function: magnesium ion binding; dUTP diphosphatase activity. Gene Ontology annotation, biological process: dUMP biosynthetic process; dUTP catabolic process.
AUGGCAAAUAUUUUACUUAGCAAACAAGGAAAAAUAGUUCUAAAAUUCAAAAAAUUAACAGAACAUGCAAUUAAACCAAUGAAAGCAAGUGAAUUGAGUGCAGGUUAUGAUCUGUUCAGCGCUUAUGAAAACAACGUGACAUCCAAAGGAAGUGCUCUCAUUAAAACUGAUCUACAGAUACAAGUGCCAGAUGGUUGUUAUGGUAGAAUUGCUCCACGAUCUGGAUUAGCUCUUAAACAUUCGAUUGAUGUUGGAGCAGGUGUUAUUGACGCUGAUUACAGAGGUAAUGUUGGAGUUAUCUUGUUCAAUUUCGGAGAUUCAGAUUUCCAAGUUAAAAAAGGAGAUAGAAUUGCUCAGCUAAUUUGUGAAAAAAUAGAGUACCCGGAGCUUGAAGAAGUUGAUGAAGGUGAAAUUAUGGAAGUCACCAGUCGCGGAGUGAAUGGAUUUGGUUCGUCAUGA